UUGGGGUGCUUUCUUUUUUUUCCCUGCCGGAGGAGUGUGAGUGCUGUGGAUGGGAAGAGGAUGCAUUGUGGGCUACUGGAGGAGCCAGAUAUGGAUUCCACAGAGAGUUGGAUUGAGAGGUGCCUCAAUGAGAGUGAGAGCAAGCGGUACUCCAGCCACACGUCUCUGGGGAAUAUGUCCAAUGAUGAGAAUGACGAGAAAGAGAACAACAGAGCCUGCAAGCGUCACUCCACGCCGGCUACUCUCCAGUGGCUGGAGGAGAACUAUGAGAUCGCCGAAGGUGUGUGUAUUCCUCGCAGUGCGCUCUACAUGCACUACCUGGACUUCUGUGAGAAGCUGGACUCCCAGCCCGUCAACGCAGCCAGCUUCGGCAAGAUUAUAAGACAACAGUUUCCCCAGCUCACUACACGGCGGUUAGGCACCAGGGGCCAGUCAAAGUACCACUACUAUGGCAUUGCGGUGAAGGAGAGCUCGCAGUACUACGACGUGAUGUACUCCAAGAAGGGGGCCGCCUGGGUGAACGAGACGGGCAAGAAGGAGGUGACCAAGCAGACAGUGGCGUAUUCACCGCGCUCCAAGCUGGGCACGCUGCUGCCAGACUUCCCAAAUGUCAGAGACCUAAAUCUGCCGGCCAGCCUGCCAGAGGAGAAGGUUUCAACAUUUAUUAUGAUGUACCGUACUCACUGCCAGAGAAUACUGGACACGGUCAUCCGGGCCAAUUUUGAUGAGGUCCAGAGCUUCCUGCUCCACUUCUGGCAGGGCAUGCCCCCCCACAUGCUGCCGGUGCUGGGCUCCUCCAUCGUGGUCAACAUUGUGGGCGUGUGCGACUCCAUCCUCUACAAGGCCAUCUCCGGGGUCCUAAUGCCCACUGUGUUACAGGCCCUGCCUGACAGUUUAACGCAGGUGAUUCGUAAAUUCGCCAAGCAACUAGAUGAGUGGUUGAAAAUCGCACUGCAUGACCUACCAGAAAACCUGCGGAAUAUAAAAUUUGAACUUGCUCGGAGAUUUUCCCAGAUUCUAAAACGGCAAACGUCUUUGAACCAUCUAUGUCAGGCAUCACGGACGGUAAUCCACAGUGCGGACAUCACAUUCCAGAUGCUGGAGGACUGGCGUAAUGUGGACCUGAACAGCAUCACCAAGCAGACCCUCUAUACUAUGGAGGACUCUCGAGAGGACCAGCGCAGACUCAUCAUACAGCUUUAUCAAGAAUUUGACCGGCUCCUGGAAGACCAGUCCCCUAUCGAGGCCUACAUCGAGUGGCUGGACUCCAUGGUGGAUAGAUGUGUGGUAAAGGAGGCCGGGAAGCGGCCGGGAAGCCUGAGGAGGGUGGCCCAGCAGUUCCUGCUCAUGUGGUCGUGUUUUGGAACGCGGGUUAUCCGGGACAUGACCCUUCACAGCGCGCCCAGCUUCGGUUCAUUCCACCUGAUCCACCUGAUGUUUGAUGACUACGUGCUGUACCUGCUGGAGUCUCUUCACUGUCAGGAGAGAGCCAACGAACUCAUGAGGGCCAUGAAGGGAGAGGCCAGCACAGCGGAUCGCGUGGAGGACAUGAUGCUAACAGAGACCACGCCCUCGUCCCCAGCAGCCUACUCGCCCGCCAAAUCCGUCCACUCGGUUGGCGUGCCAGCCCUCAGCUCCCCCACAUCAGCCCAGUCGCCCGAGUACACCGGCGUGGCCACCACCACAGGUGCUGUUCAGUCAUAUACCUGGUCCCUUACGUACACAGUGACUACGUCGGGAGGAUCCCCGCAGGAGGCCGGUGGCCCUCCGCAGCUCUCCUGCAUGCGUAGCACCCCCUCUGUCACGCCACCCGCCGCCGGACACCGCAUGCCAGGCUACCCACACCGCGACGAGCAUGGUUACACAGGCAGCUACAACUACAGCAGUUACAGUAACCAGCACCACCACCCCAUCCAGAGCCAGUACCCCAGCCUGCCCCACGAAGCAGGCCUGCCCACGCCACUCCACUACCCCGCCUACCACCGCAGCCCUGCACAGUACCCCCUGAACAGCCCGAUGUCCCGCAUGGAGCCGUGCCUGAUGGGGGGCACGUCCCGGCUGCAUCCGUCUCCCAUGGCCCCCCGCUGGCCCGACCUGCCCGCCGGCCCUAAUGGCUGCUACUCCUCCUCACCCAUGCACUCCGCUCGCUACAGCGCUGCGUCUGACGUCUACACGCCGCUCGCCCCGCGCCGCACCACUGACUAUGAGCAUGCGCAGCACUUCCCGGGGUUCGCCUACAUUAACGGGGAGGCUGCCACCACCGGCUGGGCCAAGUAAAGCCAGCAGGGGGAGCCUGUGAGUAAAGCUGCGUGCGUGUUCCUGGACAGUAGACAGGGUGGACUAGGCACUACUACUGUCAGGGCCGCUGACAGCUUUGGCUUGGCCCAGUCAUCUGAAAGGGCCCCCACACUCCAAUUCCCCUUGUCCCUGGACAGAGGACAACUGACACGCUUUGUCCUCCCCUGUCGGCUUUGCUGGGAUGGGGCCCCCUGCCACCACUACUGUCUCAGCAAACCAGACACCCAGACACCCACCCAGUCAGCCUGCCAGCCCACCGAGCAGCCAGCCCUGUGCAUCAUGUACAGUGUAAGAAUGUACAGUGGCCCCAGCAGGGCCCGAGGGAGGGGGAGAAGGACAGAUGACCUUACACACUUUGCAGCGAGCUGAGACAAAGCACAGAGACCAAGUGGAAAAAAAGAGCGCUAUCUCCACACAACUGCAACUGUUUUGUUUUGUUUUGUUUUGACAUCUUUCUCCUUAGUGAGAGUCACACAGUCUGCUCUGCUGUGCCUCGUAAUGGUGCAUCCUCACCUCAAACACACACACAUGCACAUAUACACGCACGCACACAUGCACACACGCACGCACACACACGCACACACACACACACACACACAGAUACACACACGUACACACACACACACACACACACAUACACACACAUACACACACGUACACACACACACUAAACGAAACACAACCCCAACCCUGUACUGCAGCCCCCUGUCUUUAUUAAUUGGGGGCUUCACUCUCAGCUACUCGUCUGUGUAAACACUGGCAGCCAAAAUGCGACCCGACUUGCGCAACACCACCGGCUGAUGUUUACCAGCGGGGCCCUGCGCUGACGUCAGGGCCGUGUCUCACCGUCACUACUGGCUAUCUCUCGGUCUACUAACUCUCUCUACAAGCGGCUCGCAUGGUGGGCGUUUAGUCUCCCAGUGGACACCGUGUCUCCUCCACUCCAGCGCUACUGCAUCAAGUGGUCAUACACGCAGGACUCUUGAGGUUUUUUUGUUGUUGUCUGUUUUACUCCUAGCGGAGAGUGUGCCUCGACAGUUCACAUGCAAGUGCUGUACACCACCACGUGCGCUACUGUUCCGGGCGUCUCCUCCUGUGGGUUAUCACAACACAAAUCAAACUGCAGCCAGCCAGAGUCCUCAUGUGCCAUCUACACUGCUGCCACUGCUCUGUCCCAAAUGUGGUACGAUGUCACUUAUUUACAUUAUAUGAAUUAGUGUACUGGGGACAAGCUGCAGGCUUUGCGCCUGCAGGCCUUUUUUACAAAGCCCCCUGAAUUUGGUGAGCAAGGACGUGUCAUAGACUUGUACACUGAAAAACAUUGCAGCCAGUUAAAUGGGAAAAAGAACAUUCCCUCGCUGCCUCAAUUUGAGACUUAACUCAAC
Messenger RNA from Engraulis encrasicolus (European anchovy), 3683 nucleotides. RefSeq names its product regulatory factor X, 4 (gene rfx4). Gene Ontology annotation, molecular function: DNA-binding transcription factor activity, RNA polymerase II-specific; RNA polymerase II cis-regulatory region sequence-specific DNA binding. Bases 61 to 2277 code for a protein of 738 amino acids. Gene Ontology annotation, biological process: regulation of transcription by RNA polymerase II. Lineage: Eukaryota; Metazoa; Chordata; Actinopteri; Clupeiformes; Engraulidae. The record is from RefSeq and is a predicted model, not a curated record. The transcript has 18 exons.